Molecule: messenger RNA, 610 nt
Organism: Dioscorea cayenensis subsp. rotundata (Guinea yam)
Lineage: Eukaryota; Viridiplantae; Streptophyta; Magnoliopsida; Dioscoreales; Dioscoreaceae
Product: small nuclear ribonucleoprotein E-like
Exons: 6
Coding region: 80-346 (88 amino acids)
Biological process (GO): mRNA splicing, via spliceosome; spliceosomal snRNP assembly
Cellular component (GO): U4/U6 x U5 tri-snRNP complex; U4 snRNP; U2 snRNP
Molecular function (GO): RNA binding
Source: RefSeq, a predicted model, not a curated record
GAGCUUUCGGUGAGUGAAAUUUCUAGGGUUUCGAGAUCAGUGCUGCGGGGUAGGAACCUUCGCCGCUUGAGAAGCAGCCAUGGCGACCACGAAGGUUCAGCGGAUCAUGACCCAGCCCAUUAACCUCAUCUUUAGGUUUCUUCAAAGUAAAUCUCGUAUCCAGAUUUGGCUUUUUGAGCAGAAGGAUUCGAGGAUUGAGGGCCGGAUCAUUGGCUUUGAUGAAUACAUGAAUUUGGUUUUGGAUGAUGCUGAAGAAUUGAAUGUCAAGAAGAAUACAAGAAAACAAUUGGGGAGGAUCCUGUUGAAAGGUGACAACAUAACCCUUAUGAUGAACACGGGGAAGUAAUAAUUCCUUGCUGUCUGAAAGCUAUUGUGCCUGAGCUGCCUGCAGCUUAGUGUGUAUCUGUCUGAGAUCAUCAGCUGGCCGUUGUAUUUCAGAUGCCCAUAUUCUACCAAUCCUUCUUCAUAUGCAGAUCAAUUUUACUUUUUAAAUUGAGCUAGUUCUGUUAAUGGUCCUACCUUAAAAAGACCAAAUAUCGAACUUUGAAAUUUCAUACCGUUUAGGUAGCAUCUUUAUUUCGGUGUAAACUAGACUUUCUUUCUGGCCUUC